GUCUGAUUCCCAUCUAACGGCUCGUGAAAUUCUGAUCGGUUGCUUUUGACGGUGUAGAUUGCACCAGAAGAGUACAAGACUAGUGGGAGUGGUUACUCUCUUCGCUUCCAUUUCACAUCUCGUCGUCGAUCGGAUCCGGCUCCAGUUUGGUUAGUGUGCCGAAUUCUUGGAGGUUCAAUUGAUUAAGUUUAAUCUGGUGAUUAAAGCAGCGUUCUGUUAAAGAAGAAGAGAUGUGGGGGGUUGUUAGUCAAAAGGUUUUAGCGCAGUCCUUGCAACGCCUUCGCCCUGCAGCAUCAGCAUGGAGAGGUUUUGCCUCUGGAACAAAAGAGAUUAAUGUGAGAGAGGCUCUAAACUCUGCACUUGACGAAGAAAUGUCAGCUGAUCCUAAGGUCUUUUUGAUGGGUGAAGAGGUUGGAGAAUAUCAAGGUGCAUACAAGAUUUCCAAGGGGCUAUUGGAAAAGUAUGGCCCUGAGAGAGUUCUUGAUACCCCAAUUACAGAGGCUGGUUUUACAGGGAUCGGAGUUGGUGCUGCAUACUAUGGUCUUAAGCCUAUUGUGGAGUUUAUGACGUUCAACUUCUCAAUGCAGGCAAUCGAUCACAUUAUAAAUUCUGCUGCAAAAUCAAACUACAUGUCUGCUGGCCAGAUAUCUGUACCAAUUGUUUUCAGAGGACCCAAUGGUGCUGCUGCUGGAGUUGGUGCCCAACAUUCGCAUUGUUACGCAGCAUGGUAUGCCUCUUGCCCUGGUUUGAAAGUGCUAUCCCCGUAUUCAUCUGAAGAUGCCCGUGGACUGCUAAAAGCUGCAAUAAGGGACCCAGAUCCUGUUGUUUUUCUUGAAAAUGAGUUAUUGUAUGGUGAGUCCUUCCCCGUUUCUGAUGAGGUACUUGAUUCCAGCUUUUGCAUUCCGAUAGGGAAAGCUAAGAUUGAGAGGGAAGGAAAGGAUGUGACAAUUACAGCAUUUUCGAAAAUGGUUGGCUAUGCGCUCAAGGCAGCAGAGACACUUGAGAAAGAGGGAAUUAGUGCUGAGGUUAUAAACUUACGUUCCAUUAGGCCACUGGAUAGGGCCACAAUCAAUUCUUCUGUCAGGAAAACCGGCAGACUGGUAACAGUUGAAGAAGGAUUUCCUCAGCAUGGUGUUGGAGCUGAAAUCUGCACAUCUGUAGUUGAGGACAGCUUUGGUUAUCUUGAUGCCCCGGUUGAGAGAAUCACUGGAGCUGAUGUUCCCAUGCCAUACGCUGCCAAUCUUGAGAGAAUGGCUGUCCCACAGGUUGAAGAUAUAGUCCGUGCGGCCAAGAGAGCUUGCUACAGAUCUGUCCCAAUGGCAGCAACUGCCUAAAAGACUCUUAAAACUGUCUUAUUGCUAUCUUUUCAAUCCAGGUUGGUUCUACGUGGCUGCAUUCUUCUUUAAGUGCAUCUCCUGUCACAUAUAAGCCAUACAGUAUAUGCAAGACUUUGCCUAAAGUCUAGGCCUCCAUCAUGUGUAAUAAUCUUGUUUUUCUCUCCCCACUCCCAACUUUUUUUUUUCUUUUCUGGAAAUGGAGUCAUUGUACAUUUUUUUUAACCUUCGCCAACACUUUUGGGGAGGAAUUGGUCAUCGAAUAACUCGGAGAAGAGAAGGAAGAGAUGGCGGGAAAUUUUGUGGCUUUGUUGUGUUAAUUCGUUGAGUUACGUAGGAAUGAUACUAUUACUAUAGUUGGAAGCAAAAAUUCACAUUUUAAUUUGGACUGCUGUUCUAGUCCUCCUUUCUGAUCCGAGAA
Tripterygium wilfordii is the source of this 1755-nucleotide messenger RNA. Its product is annotated as pyruvate dehydrogenase E1 component subunit beta-1, mitochondrial-like. The record is from RefSeq and is a predicted model, not a curated record. Gene Ontology annotation, molecular function: pyruvate dehydrogenase (acetyl-transferring) activity. The coding region runs from base 231 to 1334 and encodes 367 amino acids. Gene Ontology annotation, biological process: pyruvate decarboxylation to acetyl-CoA. NCBI's taxonomy places the organism in Eukaryota, Viridiplantae, Streptophyta, Magnoliopsida, Celastrales, Celastraceae. The transcript is spliced from 15 exons.